This is a messenger RNA of Trichogramma pretiosum, 1707 nucleotides long. Its product is annotated as kelch domain-containing protein 4-like. The record is from RefSeq and is a predicted model, not a curated record. Gene Ontology annotation, molecular function: protein binding. NCBI's taxonomy places the organism in Eukaryota, Metazoa, Arthropoda, Insecta, Hymenoptera, Trichogrammatidae. The transcript is spliced from 8 exons. Bases 108 to 1661 code for a protein of 517 amino acids.
AUUAGCGGUGUCUACUGCUCAGCCUCGUUACUCGUGCAUUGACAGCCAGAGGAGUUGGAAAUAACUUCAAUUAUUUAAUUUUUCGUAGCAGUUUGUAAUAAGUCAAUAUGGGAAAAAAAGACAAGAAGAAGAAGGGCAGUGGUAUCGAAAAAACAUUAAAAAAAACUGAAAAAAAAUUGAGUGCCAAACAAAAAAAGGAACUAGCUGCUCUCGGAGAGGAAGACAUAGAAAAAGUCAUUGCUCAAAUAGAAAGAGAGGAGGCAGCCAGACAAAAAGUUAUAGAGACUGUUGUAGCACCUCCUUCUCGCAGAGUUAACUUUUCCCUGACCCCUCAUCCCUUUAAAAAUGAACUUAUUAUGUUUGGUGGCGAAUUCUUUGAUGGACAAAAGACUGUUGUGUAUGGUGAUUUAUUUUUUUAUGAUUUGGAUAAGAAAAAGUGGACAGUAGUCAAAGCCCCUGGAGCUCCUCCACCACGUUGUGGCCAUCAAGCCAUAGCUACUCAGGCCAACAAAGGUGAACUUUGGAUUUUUGGAGGUGAAUUUUCCAGUCCAUCAGAGUCCCAAUUUCAUCAUUAUAGAGAUCUUUGGGUUUUUCAUUUAGGAGAUAAAAAGUGGAGCAAAGUAUCAAGUAGCGGUGGUCCAUCAGCAAGAAGUGGACAUAGAAUGGUUAAUAUAAAGAAAAAUCUAUUUGUUUUUGGAGGUUUCCAUGAUAAUCUUCGAGACUAUAAGUAUUUCAAUGAUAUCUAUUGUUUCAAUAUGGCAACAUACGCUUGGAGUAAACUAGAAACUUCUGGAAACCCACCUGCUCCCAGAUCUGGUUGUAUUUUGUUACCUACUCCUGAAAAUAAAAUUAUUGUUUAUGGAGGAUACAGUAAAAAUAGAGUUAAGAUGGAUGUUGAUAAGGGGCAUGUUCACACAGAUAUGUUUUUGUUGAGUCCAGAAAAAAAUGAUCAAACUGGGUUAAAGUGGAAGUGGACACUUGUGAAGCAGAGUGGAGUUCAUGUAUCUCCUAGAUGUAGUGCAUCAGCUACUUUGAUACAACCAGGCACAGCUUACAUGUUUGGAGGUGUUUAUGAUGAAGAAGAAAACGAUGAGGAAUUAAAUGGAAACUUUUACAAUGAUCUAUUUUGCUUGAACUUGAGUAAAUCACAAUGGCAUACAGUUCAUCUGACUGGAAAGACUGAUCAAAAUAAUAAAAAAAAGAGACGAAAAGCCAAAGGUGAUGAGGAAGAAGAUAACUCAGAUGAAGAAGUUGAAGAAAUAGCAGAUGAACCAAUGGAAGUAGUUUCAGAACAAACUGAAGUCACUGAUGAUGAUGGAAUUUUCACGCUAUCAUUUGGCCCAGCACCAACAACAAGUAAAACUUCUACAACCAAUGAUGGAACUGUUUCAUGUGCAUUCACACCAUCUCCUAGGAUAAACCCUGGAUUGGCUGUUAAAAAUAAUGUUUUGUACAUGUAUGGAGGUCUCUUUGAAGACGGCGAUAAAACAUACACUUUAAAUGAUUUUUAUAGCUUAGAUUGUAAAAAACUUGAUGAAUGGAUCACUAUAGUGAAAGAUGAUUUAUCCUCUCAAGUUUGGGUUGACGAUGAAUCUAGUGAUUCAGAAUCUGAAGACGACAGCGAGGAUGAUGAAGAUGAUGAGUCUGAUGAGGACGAUUAACGUAGUUAAUUAUUCAUUUGACAAUGAAUGAUACAAAAUUAUUUUG